Messenger RNA from Fragaria vesca subsp. vesca, 768 nucleotides. Its product is annotated as WUSCHEL-related homeobox 3-like. Gene Ontology annotation, molecular function: DNA binding; DNA-binding transcription factor activity. The transcript is spliced from 2 exons. The record is from RefSeq and is a predicted model, not a curated record. Bases 1 to 768 code for a protein of 255 amino acids. Gene Ontology annotation, biological process: plant organ development. NCBI's taxonomy places the organism in Eukaryota, Viridiplantae, Streptophyta, Magnoliopsida, Rosales, Rosaceae.
AUGCCUCCUGCAGCGAAUUUUUCAGCUUCUUCUUCUUCAGCAUCAUCCUCAAGAUGGUGCCCAACCCCAGAGCAACUGAUGAUCCUUGAAGAGAUGUAUAGGGCUGGAGUCAGAACUCCCAAUGCUUCCCAAAUUCAACACAUCACUACCCAGCUCUCUUACUAUGGAAAGAUUGAGGGCAAGAAUGUGUUCUACUGGUUUCAGAACCACAAGGCAAGGGACAGACAAAAGCUUAGGAGGAAGCUUUGCAAGCAACUUCAUCUUCAACAGCAACAACUCUACCAUAAUUAUUACCAUUCUCAACAUCAUCACCCACAGCAGCUAAUGCUCAACCAGCAGAGCCUUCUAGGGUACCUUGAUCAGUCUCCUCCUGCUUCUUCUGUUCUUCAUCAGCUGCCGCUUUGUUGCCAUCAUCAUAACUUAUUUUCCGGUACCGGUUUUCUCCCUCAGGUGGGAGUUGAGGAUGCAUUGAUGAACUUCACGCGCAAGGUCCAUGAAAUCCCAUCAGCAACAGCAGAGAGAUCGGAGAUGGAGAAGUCGGUGAUUAACAUGUAUGGCCAUGAUUGGAUGACGACGACGACAGCAACGAUGGAUCUGGCCCCAUCCUCAUCACCUGCAUGUUGUAUCAGAUCAGCUACUGCUACUCCUCCCAGACCCCUCAAAACCCUCCAACUCUUCCCCAUCAAGUCCUCUAGUCUCAGAGCUGAAGAUCAUGAAGAAGGAGAAGAAUCUACAUCUUCACCAUCCAACCCUAGAAACUAUAUUUAA